AUGGCCGCUCCUACAUGUAGUUUCCUCCUGAGGGAUGUGUCGUCGUACCGACAACAUCUACAAAAUCUUGAGGCCGUUCAACAGAAAUUUGAGCACCGUGAAGAGACCCAUGUCCCACUCAUUCCACGGGUGGAACAGCUGGUCAUAUGCAAGGAGAAGACAUGUGCCACAUGUGAGCUCGAUUUCCAAUCUCGAGAGAGUCAAGUGGAUCAUUAUAGGAGCGAUUGGCACCGUUUCAAUAUCAAAGCGAAGCUCGCGAACGGGAAGGCGCUGACCGAAGGGGAGUUCGAGACGAUAGGAAGCGAUUGUGAGAGUAUUUCGGCGACGGAUAGCGAGUCAGAGGAAAGCGUAGAAAUCGUUCAUGAUGCCGGGAAGUUGCUCUUCAUGAACAGCAACAGGGAAGUGAUUGAGAUCAAUCGUGUGCUCAUCGAAACAAAGAACGAAUCACUCACCGAAGCGGAGCUCAUGGCGCGGGUGAAUUCAAUUCUGGAGAAUAAUCUGCGCAUAGCCCUGAUUAUGAUAGGUGGCGGACACUUCGCGGCCGCAAUCUUCCACAACGGCAGAAUUUUGCAGAGUAAAACUUUCCACUCGUAUACGGUGCGCAGAAAGCAGGGCGGCUCUCAGAGCUCGGUGAACAAUCAAGGAAACGCACCUCAGUCAGCUGGGGCCAGUCUACGCAUGUACAACGAAGUGUCACUCGCACAGAAAGCCCGUGAUUGUCUGACGUCAUGGAACGCACAGCUGGACCAGUGUGACUUAAUAAUGUACAGAGCUCUUCGGUCGAACCGCGAGAUUCUCUUCGGAGGCAAGAAUCCUCCGUUCAGCAAAACCGACCCGAGAACACGCACCAUACCCAUGGUCACCCGUCGCCCGACACAGAAAGAGCUCAAGAGAAUUCACGAUCACCUUACGACGAUCUUGAUUGUGAAGAACCCGAUCCGCUACUAUGAAACGAAGGCCGUAUGCACCAAGAAGGAAAAACCCGAGAGAGAACACGUACCGCGAACGGCGCAGACAGAAUCCCGGUCUCACGAAGAUUCAGACUCCGACGAAACUCCAAACUCACCGCGCAAGACUCCUCCGAGAAAACCAGUCCGGGGGGCUGACUGCAAGAAAGAGUUGCACGAAGAAUUUUUCCUCGCUUGCACCGGAAACAACCAGGACGAAUUUGAAGCCCUCCUCCAAAGAGCGCCGAGCGGAGAGCUGCGCGGCGUUUUCUCUCAGCCGAUCGACGAUUCUCGCAAUACCGUGUUGCACUUGUGCUGCCGUCGCGGGCGAGUUGAAAUGCUGAGGAAGAUCCUCGAAUUGCAACCGGAUCUCACGGUGACCGAUAAGAAGCAGCAGACGCCGUACGCUGUUGCGAUGAACAACACGGUCCGUCAGCUCCUGAUCGAGUACCGUCUCGCUCAUCCGACGUCUUUGGAUUUCGCGAAAGCAGGCAUUCCAGAGAAAGUUUCCGAGCCGAAGGUUUCCAAGGGGAGCUCCAAGAAGAAGCCCUCCACAUCAUCCAAAACCAAUCGCUUGGAUCGAACCGCCCUGCAAUCUAAAGUCUUCGUCUGUGACAGCUGCCUGAAGGAAUGUACAACAAACCAGCUGACAGCCGAUGACAAGAAAUUUUGCUCGGUGAACUGCGUACGCUUGUGGAGAUUCGGCUCUCGUCCCGUCACUGAUGGGUCUUGA
Molecule: messenger RNA, 1680 nt
Organism: Galendromus occidentalis (western predatory mite)
Lineage: Eukaryota; Metazoa; Arthropoda; Arachnida; Mesostigmata; Phytoseiidae
Product: ankyrin repeat and zinc finger domain-containing protein 1
Exons: 1
Coding region: 1-1680 (559 amino acids)
Biological process (GO): ERAD pathway
Molecular function (GO): protein binding
Source: RefSeq, a predicted model, not a curated record